Molecule: messenger RNA, 1334 nt
Organism: Phymastichus coffea
Lineage: Eukaryota; Metazoa; Arthropoda; Insecta; Hymenoptera; Eulophidae
Gene: fbp
Product: fructose-1,6-bisphosphatase 1
Exons: 5
Coding region: 165-1181 (338 amino acids)
Biological process (GO): fructose 6-phosphate metabolic process; gluconeogenesis; sucrose biosynthetic process
Cellular component (GO): cytoplasm; cytosol
Molecular function (GO): fructose 1,6-bisphosphate 1-phosphatase activity
Source: RefSeq, a predicted model, not a curated record
CGUAACGCGUUCCUCGCGGCGCCAGUGCUUUCUUUCCCGUGCGAUCGCCGUAGCGCGUGCUAGCCGACGCGCUCGUUCGUUUGGCCAUCCGUCUCCGAGGCACUCCCUGCGCCGCACGCUCCAAGCCACAUUUGCACAAGCAGCCGUGAAACGACUCGCUGGCCAUGACGACCAAAGGGCAGACGUUCGAUUCCAAUUGCAUGACGCUGACGCGCUUCGUGCUCGCGGAGCAGCGAAAGGUGCCGAAUGCCACGGGUGAUCUGACGCAGCUACUGAACAGCAUUCAAACGGCGGUGAAAGCCGUCAGCUCGGCCGUCAGGAAAGCCGGCAUUGCUAACAUGUACGGGAUCGCCGGUACGACCAACGUGCAAGGCGAGGAAGUCAAGAAACUGGAUAUACUGAGCAACGAGCUUUUCAUCAACAUGCUGACGUCGUCGUUUACCACCUGCCUGCUCGUGUCCGAGGAAAAUCCAACGGCCAUCGAGGUUCGCUCGGAGCAGCACGGCAAAUACAUCGUGUGCUUCGAUCCGCUCGACGGCUCGUCCAACAUCGACUGUCUCGUGUCCGUCGGCUCCAUCUUCGGUAUCUACAAGAAGCUCGACGACUCGAAGCCACCGACCGUCGCCGACGCGCUGCAGCCGGGCAAGAACCUGGUGGCGGCGGGCUACGCGCUUUACGGCUCGGCGACCAUGAUGGUCCUCUCCAUUGGCGGCGGAGUCAAUGGCUUCACUUACGAUCCGGCCAUUGGAGAAUUUAUCCUCACCGAGAGGAAUAUGAGGAUACCGCCAAGAGGGAAAAUAUACAGCAUAAACGAAGGCAACGAGAGAAGUUGGGACAAGGCAGUCGAGCAGUACGUAGAUUCGAGGAAAAAUCCUUCGUCCGGGAAGCCGUACGCCGCCAGGUACGUGGGCUCCAUGGUAGCCGACGUUCACCGAACCAUCAAGUACGGCGGGAUAUUCAUGUACCCAGCCUCGAAAGACGCGCCCAAUGGCAAACUCCGCUUGCUGUACGAAUGCAUCCCGAUGGCCUACAUCGUCAAGGAAGCUGGCGGAUUGGCGUCAAACGGAGAGACCAAUAUACUCGAUAUCAUUCCGUCGCAAAUUCAUCAGAGAUCCCCAAUUUUCUUGGGUUCCACGGAGGACGUUCAAGAUGUUUUGGGCGUCAUUAAGAGUCACAAGUAGUCGUUUGCGCCAAUGUCGAAUAAAAUCAGAUAUCUUUUAUUACUUUUCUACGUCACAUCGAUAAGGCAUAUCUCGUGAAUAAAUUUCUCAAAUACAUACAAGCGAAAAUUGUUAUUCCUUUAUGGGCAAGCAUGUCGUUUUCUAUUUUAUUAU